GUUGGCACUGCGAACAACGCUCCGCCAACGCAACCAAAACGCGACUUCAUGGUCCAGGGUUUUGUUGAUUAUCGAUUAUCAAUUAUUCUCCAGGUGUAUUGCCUAAAACAAAGAAGAAACGACAAGGAUGGCUUUGUGCAUUCCACUGUCUAAGAUCUUUGUCCUCGAACAUACUUAAGUCGACUCUCUCUCUCUCCACUUGGCUCUAGCAAAUAACAUGCAGACAGGUAAAGGAGAAGCCAGCCAACUCGGGAGUCAACGUCCCAGAUGCGCCACGAAACAUCAUGAAUUCACAAGUGGUCAAAACAGUCUGUCUAUUCAUUGUCUAUUUCAAGUGUAUGAUCUGAUGCCAUGUUGACGAUGAACCAGAUUACAGGCCUCGGUCCCCCGCAUUGCAGGAAGCCAAAGCUUGAUCACUCUGCCCUGGAGCUCCAAGACAAGGAGAUCAAUACCGAACAACGUCAACAGUUGGAUAUGGUCUCGCACAAGACCUUGAACCUCGUUGAUUCCGUCAGGGAUAAAACAAAAGACCUUGGCCAGCAGCUUGUGGACAAGCAGGACAAAAUCCCUGAAUCGGCGAACCUGGACAAAGGACUUGGAUCGGCUCUCGCGCGCUUACCAGAUGACGUCUUAUCCAAGAUAUUUGACUACCAUCUCAUGGAUAGCGACCAUUUGAACCGCAGGUCGGAUCCGUCUCCUAUGCAGUUGGCCAGAGUAUGCCGACGAUGGAGGGACGUUGCUGUGGGCAUGGCCAAAUUGUGGUGCAAACUCUCUUUUUACGUUGACGAUGACCGCAAGGAAUGGAAGCGGUCAGCUUUCUACUAUGAUUCAUGGCUCAAGCGAUCACAAGACCGUCCGCUCUCAUUACAACUCCGCCCUGGAUAUGCCGAAGGUGGGACGGCCAAACUACGACGCCUUGUUCAACCUUACAUGAGCCGAGUCUCAUCUCUUGAUAUCACAUUCUGGGACGACCUAGAACCAGAACCUUUGCUAACAGACCUCCCUGCAGCACUUCGGAAGCUUACCGUAUGCUUUGGCGACUGGUUCGAUGCUUCAGCCACUGCACAAUCUCUCUCGCAACUGCCAUCUACUGUGCGUAGCCUCAAGAUCCUAGAUCGGACAUUCGGACCGGACUGUUUACUUUCUCUCAAUCCUGUAUGGGCCCACCUGACGCACGUCGAAAUCGCAAUUCGUCCACGAAAUGUGCUUCAUUUCCUCGCUCUAUGUCCCAACCUCUCCUCGUGCGAGCUCAUCCUAGGUCAACCAGCGUUCAUGUCCCCACGGGUACAGUGCAUGAGAUUCACACACGCGAAUCUUCAAUCAUUGCGCUUCAUUUGUCCCGGGUACUUCGAAACUAACCCACUCCCGGUACUGUUCAAUGCAAUCACGCUCCCCAAGUUGCGCAGCCCUCGAGAUUUGCUAUGGAUUUUUGUCGUCCCCUCAUCAGGAGUUGGAGGCGUUUCUGGAACGGUCGAAAUGUCCCUGGAGAUCCUGAUUUUCAACGCUGUUGUGACACCACCACCGGACCAGCAGGGCGAUUUCAUUGCUAUCAUUCCUUCCCUUAAAGUAGAAUGUAGGUUGGAUACCGGUACCGAAUAACUAGACUGUUGAUCUAUCCAUACUAAUAUUGUGGGGCGCGACUGCCUUGGCUGCACGGGUAGUGAUAUUAUGUUGUAGUGAGGAUAUCAGUGGUAG
This is a messenger RNA of Suillus subalutaceus, 1695 nucleotides long. RefSeq lists its product as uncharacterized. The record is from RefSeq and is a predicted model, not a curated record. The coding region runs from base 352 to 1599 and encodes 415 amino acids. Gene Ontology annotation, molecular function: protein binding. The transcript is spliced from 2 exons. NCBI's taxonomy places the organism in Eukaryota, Fungi, Basidiomycota, Agaricomycetes, Boletales, Suillaceae.